GUCUAUUUCGCCGGGAUGUUUCGGGUUGCCAAUGUGGAGUUCAUCCCAGAAUACCGCCAGGCAGAGUCCCAUGAGUUUGUCUUCAUGGCAACCAAUAUACAACACGUGGUGAGCAGUGUGUACAAGACGUCCUCCGUGGCCCAACUCUACAAGCAAGCCGUCAUUUCAGACCUCAGUAACAACGAUCAGGGCGGCGUGCUGGUGCAUUUCUGGAUGGUGUUCGUUGUCCCCCAGGUGAAGAGCGCAACGAUGUCUGAGGAAAUGAUAGAGGCCAUUCUCAGGAACUCGGUGCACACAAGUCUGCAGAACAGGUCGUCUGUUGGCUACCUGCUGGGCCUUCCUGUGGACAUGGACUCCAUCCUCAUCAACGUUGUUCAGCGUUCAGAUUACACAUCGAACACAGAAGACUCGCAGUGUGUAGAUAAACUGUACGCCAACAUUCCUGGGGUCAGCGUUCCUCUGAAUGUCUACUCAUCUUGGGGUGGUGUGAACUGCCAUGUGAAGCUGACCUCUGCGCCUUUCUCUCUGAUCCGCCUGACUGUCUCCUCAUUUCUCAUCGAUCCCACUGACUGUGUGAGCGAUGCCGUGGUGGUGUACGACGCUCUGCUGCCCAUGAGAGGGCGCAUUCUGCACAGCCUGUGUGAGCGAGUGUCCAGCUCCUUCUCCGUUGUCUCCACCUCCAACGUCAUGUUGCUGUCCUUCAGAAUGAGUGACAACAAGAGCUUCAAAGGGUACUUUGAGGCCAUCGCUGAAGAGAAAUGUUUGUCUCAAAUUGAGACCCAGCCUGGUGGUCAAAUCUACAGCCCCUUCUACCCCAGCCUGCUGCCCCCAAAGUGUUCCUGUAUCUGGAAGUUCAAGACUCCAAAUCCAGGUUUAGGAGUUGCACUUCACUUUGAGAACUAUGCAUUGAAAUCAAAGGACAUGAACGGCUGCAACAACGGCUGGUGGCGAGUGAACGAGGACAUUUUCUGUGGCAUCUACGUGGGGUACCACACGGUGUUUCGGGUCGAUCACCAGAGCCCAGAGGUGGAGUUUCGCUGCACUUCACCUAACUCUGUUCAGCCUUUUCAGGCCUCCUACAGCAGUUACAACAUCAGCCAUCCCUGUCCAGACAGCUACUUCUUGUGCACCACCGGGCUCUGUGUGGAGAGGAGUCGACUCUGCGACGGUCUGGAUGACUGCCAGGAUGAGAGUGAUGAGCUGUUCUGCUCAAGGCCCACAAUGAACUGUGGGAGCAGCAGUCCUCCACACCCUCUGCUUGUGUGCAAUGGAGAGAAGGACUGCAGCCGUGGCGAAGAUGAAAUCAACUGCACUCAAGAAACGACCUGCUCCGCGAUCAGGUAUCAGUGCAGCAAUGGAUCCUGCAUCCUGAAGAAGAACGCAAAGUGUGAUGAUGUUCCUGACUGUCAGGACCACAGUGACGAGGCCGACUGUGCAUGUGGUCACCCCACCCCGCUAAAGAAAGCAGGUUCAUCUACAGACCUCCAGCGGGUUGUGGGUGGAGUUAAUGCUGUGGAAGGGGAGUGGCCUUGGCAGGUCAGCCUACACUUUGCUGGCAGCCUGUACUGCGGUGCUUCGGUCCUGUCCCCUUAUUGGCUCAUCUCAGCCGCCCACUGCUUCAACAAAGACAGGCUCUCUGACCCGCGGUACUGGAGCGCCCACCUCGGCAUGCUGACGCAAGGCAGUGCCAAAUAUGUGGCGGAGAUCCAGAGGAUCGUGGUGCACGAAUACUACAACGCGUACACGUUUGAUUAUGACAUAGCCCUGCUGCAUCUGAAGAAGGCCUGGCCUCCCUCCCUCAGCCUGCUGGUCCAGCCCGUGUGUCUCCCAUCCUCCUCCCACACUGUCACCGAGAGCCACCGUUGCAUAGUCACAGGGUGGGGGUACCGAUCCGAGGACGAUAAGAUUUUGCCCUCAGUUCUUCAAAAAGCACAGGUGUCUGUCAUGACUCAGACCGAGUGUCAAAAGAUUUAUGGCCUCAUCUCUCCACGCAUGCUAUGUGCCGGGGUCCCUUCAGGAGAGCGAGACGCCUGUAGGGGGGAUUCAGGAGGUCCAUUGUCAUGUCAGGCUCCAGGUGGGAGUCGUUGGUUCCUGAUCGGGAUUGUCAGCUGGGGGUCCGGCUGUGGCAGACCAAACUUACCCGGAGUUUACACCAGAGUGAACAAAUUCACCUCCUGGAUCUACAGCCAUAUCAGCUGA
Molecule: messenger RNA, 2199 nt
Organism: Nematolebias whitei (Rio pearlfish)
Lineage: Eukaryota; Metazoa; Chordata; Actinopteri; Cyprinodontiformes; Rivulidae
Gene: tmprss7
Product: transmembrane serine protease 7
Exons: 16
Coding region: 16-2199 (727 amino acids)
Biological process (GO): proteolysis
Molecular function (GO): serine-type endopeptidase activity; protein binding
Source: RefSeq, a predicted model, not a curated record